AGCACGCGUGCUCCCAGCCCGCUACCGCUUCCUUCCCGUCAUCCUUCACAGUCCCUUCCUAUGCUUGCUAGUCGUCUCGCCCGCUGCUCUCGGUUCUCGUCUUCACCUUCAUCAUCGUCCAGAGCAAUUCCUAAGCCGCUGCACCCAGUCGCGCGACAAGCCAAAGUCCGGAAAUACAGUAAUACCCCCUUCGACCGGCCUCGCUAUGUGCGCUUCGGGGCGUCUGGCCCCGAAGAACCCGGGCAAGGGAAGGGGAGCCCAUGGGACGUGCGGAACUGGGAUAGGAAUACGAAGGUAGCGGCGGGCAUCGGGGCAUUCGUCGUGGGGUACUAUGUGACGCAUCUUGAGAGGGUGCCAGAGACGGGUCGAUGGCGUUUCAUGGACAUCAGCCCGAAGUACGAGUCUCAGCUCGCAGAGGCGUCGCAUCAAGAGCUGCUGCAAGAAUUCAAGGGCAAGGUCCUCCCACCAAAGCACCCCAUCACCAGACACGUCCGCCGGGUCACACAGCGCAUCCUGGAAGCAAAUGACCUUGGCACACUCGACGCUCCAGACGUCCAUCGCCCAAAGGGAGCCGACGACGUGUGGUCGUUUGACCAGCAGGACCAGCUGCCACCCGAGGUCGGUGGGCCGAAGCAGUGGCAUCUCUUUGUGGUGGCGGACGACAAGGUUGUUAACGCUAUGGCGGCGUACGGGAACAUCGUGGUUUUUACUGGCAUUCUGCCAGUAGCUAAGGACGAGGACGGACUGGCUGCUGUUCUAGGUCACGAAAUCGGACAUGCAGUCGCGCGGCAUGCAUCAGAACGAUAUUCGUCGUUGAAGGUCUUCAUCCUUCUCGCGCUCAUUCUCGACAUGGUAGGUAUCCCCUUCUCAAGUGCCACAACCCGUCUCCUGUACGACCUGCCGAAUUCCCGGACAAUGGAGUAUGAAGCCGACAAGAUCGGCAUCCGCCUUUCCUCUCGCGCAUGUUUCGACCCGAACGCAGUACCAGAGAUGUUCAGCCGUCUCGGCAAGCUGGAACAAGCCAUGGGCAGCCGGCACAUCGACUUCCUCACCACACACCCGGCCUCAGAGAAGCGUUCUGCGAUUUUGCGGGAAAUGCUGCCAGAAGCGUACGCGGUGCAAGCGGCAAGCCCUACGUGCGGGGCCACGGCGGACCACAUGGCUGCAUUCAGGGAUUCGUGGCUGGGCGACCUGAAUCCCGACAGGAUGUCGGAAACUCGAUGGUCAUAAAGAACGGGGCAGCGCAUGACGGCCUAGCUAGAGCGGACAUACUCGAGACGACGGGGGCUGUGACCUGUUCUCAUUGGGGAGGGAGACGUCAACUACACACUACUCAUUAUCACCGUUGCAUAUCCUGACCCUAGCAGGGAGUUAACAUGAGCAAAAGAUCACGUCGGUCUCCACAGCGCCCUCGCCUGUCCCGUGCGUUCCGAGUCCUUCCAACUCCUCCCCUCUUGCCACACAACGAGCGCCGAAUCGUUUGCAGCCAUACCAUCGUGCCCAACGAUACGGACCGACCCGAUUUCCCAGUCUCAGUAUCGCGCCGGCUCAGUGCAGCCUCUAAUUCUGCGCGCGAGAUUCGUUGUGAGCUUGAGCGGCCCUUCCUGAUUCUCUGGUAAUUCGCAAGUCUCAAUCGCCUCACUUCGACGUCCUCGACGUCCAAGCUAUACGGAAUGACGCACUUUGUUCUCGUGACAAAAUUCACGAGAUGACGAGUAGACUCCUUAUCUCAGAGGGAUGGGCCGUCCUCGCAAGCAAGCCGCACCACGACAUAGUCCGCUGAAGAUGUUCUAGUCCCCAAGGCAAACACGCUGCGAGCGAAAAUCCUCCGCAUCAUCGUGAUUCACUCCUGCAGUCGCCUGAAGGCCUGUUCGCUUCACCGUAAAGCGCAGGCGUGUUGAUCCCGAAGAUACCCAACAUUCAGCAUACUGAUGAUCAAAUAGCGGUUCACUGUUUUGAGGUCACUAAAGAGAUAAUGCUGACACGAGUAACGUAACAAGAAGUUAUGAUACUU
Dichomitus squalens LYAD-421 SS1 is the source of this 2014-nucleotide messenger RNA. RefSeq lists its product as uncharacterized. The record is from RefSeq and is a predicted model, not a curated record. Bases 61 to 1230 code for a protein of 389 amino acids. Lineage: Eukaryota; Fungi; Basidiomycota; Agaricomycetes; Polyporales; Polyporaceae. Gene Ontology annotation, molecular function: metalloendopeptidase activity. The transcript is spliced from 9 exons. Gene Ontology annotation, biological process: protein quality control for misfolded or incompletely synthesized proteins; mitochondrial protein processing. Gene Ontology annotation, cellular component: mitochondrial inner membrane.